This is a messenger RNA of Erythranthe guttata (spotted monkey flower), 1778 nucleotides long. NCBI's taxonomy places the organism in Eukaryota, Viridiplantae, Streptophyta, Magnoliopsida, Lamiales, Phrymaceae. The record is from RefSeq and is a predicted model, not a curated record.
CUCCUCUCUCCUCUAUAUAAGCUCAUGGCAUUUGCUUCCCUUUCAGCUUAAAAUCUCACAUAAACACUUAAUUAUUGAAAGCUAAGAAAAAAUAUAUAUACAUACAUACAUACAUACAUACAUAUGACGGAGCAAAACGGAAAACACGAGGAGUAUCUCCUCAACAUACCCAAAAUCAAGUUCACACAGCUUUUCAUCAAUGGAGAUUUUGUUGAUUCUAUAUCAGGGAAAAAGUUUGAGACGAUAGAUCCAAGAACGGGAGAAGUGAUAGCGAAAAUAGCAGAAGGUGACAAACAAGAUGUUGAUUUGGCUGUGAAUGCUGCCCGUGAAGCUUUCGAUCAUGGCCCGUGGCCCCGUUUACCCGGAUCCGAAAGAAGAAAGAUUCUCCUAAAAUUCGCGGACUUGAUCGAAGAAAACAUCAAUGAGCUGGCGGGACUCGACGCGAUCGACGGUGGAAAAUUGUUCAGCAUGGCAAAGAUGGGCGACAUCCCCGGAGCCGCGGAAACUAUCCGCUACUUCGCAGGUGCGGCGGAUAAAAUCCACGGGUCAACCCUAAAGAUGUCGAGAGAACUGCAUGGCUACACACUACGUGAGCCGAUAGGCGUGGUGGGCCAUAUAAUACCGUGGAACUUUCCCUCCCAAAUGUUCGCCAUGAAAGUGGGGCCCGCUUUGGCUGCCGGUUGUACAAUGGUCGUCAAGCCAGCCGAGCAAACGCCUCUUUCUGCUCUUUACUACGCUCAUUUGGCUAAGUUGGCAGGUAUACCGGAUGGAGUGCUUAACGUUGUAACGGGAUACGGCCAUUCUGCCGGUGCUGCAAUUAGCUCUCACAUGGAUGUCGAUAAGAUUAGUUUUACGGGAUCGACAGAAGUAGGUCGUCUUGUUAUGCAGGCCGCAGCAGCUAGCAACUUGAAACCAGUUUGUUUAGAACUCGGAGGCAAGUCGCCUUUCAUCGUUUUUGACGAUGUGGAUGUUGAUAAAAUCGCCCAUCUUGCCCUUAUAGGAACUCUAUUCAACAAGGGUGAAAUUUGCGUAGCUGGUUCUCGUGUAUUCGUUCAAGAAGGGAUAUACGAUGAGUUUCUUGUUAAGUUGUUGGAGAAGGUGAAAACAUGGGUGGUUGGUGAUCCUUUCGAUCCGAAUACUCAUCAAGGACCCCAAGUUGAUAAGAAACAGUACGAAAGAAUUCUUUCGUACAUCGAACAUGGAAAGAAGGAAGGGGCCACUUUGUUGACAGGUGGUAAGCCUCUCGGCGGAAAAGGGUACUACAUCGAGCCCACCAUUUUCACCGAUGUAGAAGAUGAUAUGACGAUUGCGAAGGAAGAAAUAUUCGGACCCGUAAUGUCUGUCAUGAAGUUCAAAACGGUGGAAGAGGUUAUCAAGAGAGCAAACGCGACUAAAUACGGACUAGCAGCUGGAGUUAUGACGAACAAUUUGAAUAUAGCGAAUACAGUAUCGAGGUCGAUUCGUGCCGGGGUUAUAUGGGUAAAUUGCUAUUUUGCAUUUGAUAGAGAUCUACCAUAUGGAGGUUAUAAAAUGAGUGGUUUUGGUAGGGAUAUGGGGAUGGAAUCUCUUGAUGCCUAUCUUCAAGUUAAGUCUGUUGCAAUGCCCAUUCAUGAUUCCCCCUGGCUCUAAAUAUAUAUAUAUAUAUAUAUAUAUAUAUAUAUAUAUAGACAAUUUGUUUGUAAUUUUGUACCAUGUGUGUUUCAAUAAUUUGAUGUCAAACUCAAGCUCAAUAAUUUGGUCACAUUAUUGUUAUUAUCUUUGACUACAAAGUUAAAUCU